Molecule: messenger RNA, 1139 nt
Organism: Asterias rubens (European starfish)
Lineage: Eukaryota; Metazoa; Echinodermata; Asteroidea; Forcipulatida; Asteriidae
Exons: 3
Coding region: 336-1139 (267 amino acids)
Source: RefSeq, a predicted model, not a curated record
GUUUGUUCACAGGGUGUCAAGUGAACUUUUUAUAUGGAAUUCUUUCCACCAUUUUUCCAAUGUACUCCACGGGUUUUUUAGCAGGGCGGGCUGCCCUGCCAAAAUUUAAGGUCGUGGAGAACACUGAUUUUUUAUUUCCUAGUCUGCCAUGUCCUUUUCCCUCCAUUCGUAAAUUGUGAUGAUUUCAACCUCUAUUAGAGAUGCCUGCUUCAGGUUUGGUGAUUUAUUAGAUGUCAGGAAAUAAACAGGGACCCCCCCCCAUUAUCUUUUAUUGAUUGCAAGACAUUGGAUUGACAAUUGUGGCUGUAACAUUUCAAAAAUACAUUUUAAUCCUUAUGAUGUUUAGCCUUCUGUCUGCUGUUUCAGAAAGCAAAAUGGACAAGGAGGCAGCGGAGUUAACACAGUUCCUGUCACAGGUUUUCCCUACUUUGGACGAUGAAAAUCUUCAAGAGAUCAUGAUUGAACUUGUUGACAAACUUGGAUGUGACGAAGUCAAAUAUCUGCAGCAUGCUACAGAGGAUGACCUGCCCUUCCUAAAACCGCUACGAAGAAGGAAACUUUUGGCUGCUAUUUCUGAAAGAUUUGCUGCUACCUCUGGCACAGAUCUCGAUGAAAGAAAUCUGUUGGAAGGUUCCAUGUCCUCACCAAGUACCAUUCCCGAUACGGAUCCUGAAGAAACCAGCAGCAGCUCUACUCCUGAAUCAGUCAAAUCGGAUUUCAGCAUCCCAUGGCAUAAAUUCUCACGCACUGUGACGAAAAAGUGUGCCAGUCGGAAGUGCCUUACUGCCUCAGAGACACGUGAAGUUAAGCGAAUUGUCAGUGAUGAAAUGUUGGGAGUGGGAGUUACUAAACGUGGAUCCAUUCGCAAGGCUGCCAAAGCCAUUUGUGACAGAUACCCUUGCUCCUUUGAAGACAGGGGUAUUGGAGGAACCAAACUGGGCAAUGGGUACCAGUCUCUCUUCUCUGGAAUAGAGAAUCGCAUUUACAAUGAGACUCAUAAGAUUCGCAAACGGAAAGCUGAGGUGCUGCAGUCAAAAGCUUCGGAUGACAGCACGAAGGGUACUGGUGACUUCGAUAUACGAGGUCAAUGCCCAGAUGGAGAAGAAAAAACAGCUGCAGAAUCUGAAAGAGCUACCUGA